Messenger RNA from Triplophysa rosa, 1542 nucleotides. RefSeq names its product STAM binding protein b (gene stambpb). Gene Ontology annotation, cellular component: endosome; cleavage furrow. Gene Ontology annotation, biological process: protein K63-linked deubiquitination. Gene Ontology annotation, molecular function: metal-dependent deubiquitinase activity; K63-linked deubiquitinase activity; protein binding. The record is from RefSeq and is a predicted model, not a curated record. Bases 214 to 1485 code for a protein of 423 amino acids. The transcript has 10 exons. Lineage: Eukaryota; Metazoa; Chordata; Actinopteri; Cypriniformes; Nemacheilidae.
CAUACAGGAAAAGGAGCGAGUAGUGGAGAAUAAAAGCGUAAAGGAUGAAAACAGAGCCGUAGAAACCAGUUUAACAGGCCUGGAUUUGAUUUCAAUAAAAUAAAUCUGUAAGGCAAUGGACGACUUUUGUCUGCUAAUGUGAAGGAGAUUUGUCAGCAGACGGAGUCUGUUAUUAUUGUCGGGUUGAAGGUGUUGAUUGGGACCACCCGUACAAUGUUGGACCACGCAGAUGUGAGUUUGACCCCGGAGGAGAGGGUGCGGGCCUUGACCAAGAAGGGCAGCACGGUGGACAUGAAUGAAGCUGUGCCCCUCCGCAGAUACUUUCGCUCGGGCAUGGAGAUGAUCCGCAUGGCCCAUGUGUACGCAGAGGAGGGCAACACAGAGCAUGCCUUUGUCCUCUACAACAAAUACAUCACGCUUUUUAUCGAAAAGCUCCCCAAGCGUCCAGAAUAUAAGCUUCCUAAUAUUCCUGAGAAGAAGGAAACUUUAAGGAAGUUAAAGGAGAUAGCCUUCCCUCAAGCAGAACUGCUGAAGAAGGAUUUACUAAAGAGAUAUGAGAAAGAAUACGCUGAGUAUCUCAGCAACAAGCGUGCAGAAACAGCAGCGAUGGAGCGGGAGCGAUCUCGCCAGCGGGAGCUGGAGGCGGAAAGGCAGCGUGUGGCGGAUAUGCAGAGAAGACAGCUGGAGCAGGAGCAGUUCAGCAAGUUUGAGGAGAUGAUACGUCAGCAGGAGCGCCAGCAUAUCAUCCACGAGUUCGGCACCCCAGCUCGUCGUCAGGAAGACCUCCUCAUACCUGGGGUCCAGGGCCCACCCGUGCCCUACCCAGCACCCCCCAGUCCCCCUCAGAGUCCGCAGUACCCCUCAGCCAAUCACAGCGCUCCGUCGGCUCCCAGCCCGGCCGCACCUCCCACGUUUGAUCGCUCACUCAAACCGGGUCAUCUCAGCAGCAAUACUACAUUGGUAGACGGCUUACGCCAAAUAGCUAUUCCUGCAGAGCUUUGCAGCAAAUUCCUGCGACUGGCCAAUAAUAACACCAUCAGAGCGGUGGAGACGUGCGGGAUUCUCUGUGGGAGCUUGAACAGGAACGCUUUCACAGUGACGCACGUGAUCGUGCCAAAACAGUGUGGUGGUCCAGAUUACUGUGACACAGAGAAUGAAGAAGAGCUCUUCCUGGUGCAGGACCAGCACAACCUCAUUACCCUCGGCUGGAUACAUACCCACCCCACACAGACAGCCUUCCUCUCCAGCGUUGACCUGCACACACACUGCUCUUACCAGAUGAUGCUGCCAGAGUCCAUCGCCAUCGUCUGCUCUCCAAAGUUCAACGAGACAGGCUACUUCAGGUUGACAGACUACGGCAUGGAGGAGAUCUCAACCUGUACUCAGAAAGGCUUUCAUCCUCAUCCAAAAGAACCUCCUCUGUUUACGAAUGGCAACCACAUUCAAAUCACAGAAGGCACUGUAUCAAUGCUAGACCUACGAUGAUGUUUCUUCUCUGGUGUUUUGAAUCCAGAUUCUGUUGUCCUUGAUAACUCCUCGUAU